AUGGUGAAGGACGUGACCCUGGAUUUUGUUCCUUCCAAUUACUGUAGCUGUAGCUGGUCUACUGAUGGAAAAAUUGCUCUUUGCAGUGGUGACAAAGUGCAAGUACUGAUUCCGGACGUGUCCGUAUCGGGUGCUACUUUUGUAAAAGCUCAUGCAGCAUUAAAUCAAGAUGACUCACUUUCACUUGUUCAUUUGUCACCUGUGGACCUUCGUGUUGGUGACCUCCUUGGUUCUGUCGUCUGUAAAGCAUUGGCUUGGUCGCCGAUGGGACUUUCGGACAACUAUGGCCGUAGGCUUCACAGCUUAGCUUGGUCGCCGGCGGCUCACCUACCAGAAUUCGAUCCUUGGGGAGUGUCAAUAUUUGCUGUGGGUAACGAAAAUGGUCAAGUACUGUUGGCCGAAAUGUUUCAUGGCACGGCACCUAGUUUCAAAACUAUAAAUCUAAGUUGUUCAUGGAUAAAGCGUUUAGCGUUCUCUUCAUGGUAUCCAAAAGGAAAUUCCACAUACUGCCUGUUGGUUUGUGCAUCUGCGCUAGGCGGGUUAUACAUAUUGCAAGUGGUAAUUGAUGGGAUAACACACAAAAUUUCUGUCACUGUACAAACAAUUCUACAGCAAGAACGCUCGUAUUCUACUUUGGCUCCUUCACUAACAUGGACGCCUAUUGUUGAUGGUUGUCAGUAUUUGGUAGUCAUACAAAGUAACCGGUGCUUUUACGUUUGCCAUAAACCGACUACAAACCAGCUCUUUCCCGUUGUUGAAAAAUCACUUAAGUUCUGUUCGCGAAUUGCGGGUGUCUCAGUUCAUCUUUCUGCCGCGAAUGAAUUAAUCAUAUUCGUGCUGAGUUCAGAUGGUGAAUGUGAAGUUAUAUCUUUAAAUUCUGAAACCAUUUCACAAAGUGUUCUUGAGGAUCUUUCCGUCUUAAUGAAGUUUUUUGCGUCAAAACUUCGAUGCUAUGGCGAACAUGAAGAAGACAACCGUGAUGUAUUUAUGGCAUAUGGAUUCGCACCAUCACCACAUGCAUCUUUCGCCGCUGUUCACUUCGGUAUUGCUCUUCCACAUGAACUGAGAUACACGAUUAAUGCCUAUGAGCGUAGUUAUUUAACAGUGUCAACACCUUGUUCUAACAAAAAACAAAUAUUAAAACGAAUCCUAAAGGACGCCUUAGAUUCAUUUAUUAUCUGGCCUUCCGAAGGAAUAUUAUGGGAGCUUGCAACACUGCAGGCAACCACAAAACGACAGCCGGAUGUUGUCAAUCUUCUUCAUGAAUCUGUCAAACCACUAGUCCCAACAGAUUUGUCAGCUACAUUUACUCUCCCUCCUGGAAAUGCCGGCGUACUUAUCAUAACAAAUUCUUUCUCAAACUUAUCGUGGAAUGCAAUGCGCUUACUUUAUGGCUGGAGCGUUUACUUCGAUAAGGAACCUAGUGCGGAAAUGCGAACAAUGUUACGAUUUACAUUAAUAUUCACUGUUCUACAAUAUGUGAUAUAUGAAGUGUCUAAAUCACCGCUUUUUUUAACUAGCAACUGCAGAAAGAUUCUGAAGUGCUAUUUAGCUGAUGGCUAUAAGGAGUAUGGGGAUAAAGAUGCAGCUGUCAAAUUAUUCAGCAAGGUUGAAAAGAUACUUUCCUCUUCAGAAAAUCACAACGAAUACUGUCCUGCUUGCAACUCAAUCAUUGAAUUCCAGGAUCCAGUAAACGCAACUUGCUCAAAAGGACACGUCUGGCGACGCUGUGCACUUACAUUCUUACCCCUUUCCGGUAUCGAUACUCGGUACUGUGGAGUAUGUCGCUCGGCGUACAGCGGAAUGUCCAUAAUGCCAGAAGAACACUGUUUAACGGGUUUUCUUCUCACAAAAUUUAGUCUUUGCUAUUACUGUGGCGGUAGACUUUUAGGAGAGUAA
Molecule: messenger RNA, 1899 nt
Organism: Schizosaccharomyces japonicus yFS275
Lineage: Eukaryota; Fungi; Ascomycota; Schizosaccharomycetes; Schizosaccharomycetales; Schizosaccharomycetaceae
Product: transcription factor tfiiic complex subunit sfc9
Exons: 6
Coding region: 1-1899 (632 amino acids)
Biological process (GO): chromatin remodeling; transcription initiation at RNA polymerase III promoter
Cellular component (GO): transcription factor TFIIIC complex
Molecular function (GO): histone acetyltransferase activity
Source: RefSeq, a predicted model, not a curated record